Molecule: messenger RNA, 1161 nt
Organism: Bombus impatiens (common eastern bumble bee)
Lineage: Eukaryota; Metazoa; Arthropoda; Insecta; Hymenoptera; Apidae
Exons: 3
Coding region: 645-1052 (135 amino acids)
Source: RefSeq, a predicted model, not a curated record
AAGCAAGAAUUGAAAAAAAUGUAUUUUUAUGAGAGUUACAAAGUAAAAUUUGUUUAAAAAUAAAAUCCAAUAAUAUUAAUUAUAGAGGAAAUACAAUGUAAUCUUAAAAUACGAAUUUUCUUUUGUAAUUCAUCUUUUUAAUUUAUUGAGAUAUUUGAAUUUCCCGCCACAUGUGCUAAUUUUACUGAUUCAGCGCAAAAUAAAAUUACCAAUACACCAUAGAUAAUUUAAAUUGUGGAUUUUAUUCGAAAGUAAAGUAUAAACGUUGUUUGUUCUUUUUAACAGAGAUGGAUAUGUUUAUAUGUAACAAGUGUUUUGCCACACCACAUAGAGGAAAAAAACCAUUUUGCUUGACUCAAUGCGGUCACAUAUAUUGUAAUGGAUGCAUACAACAAGGCAAUAAUAAACAGCAUAAAAUGAUAAAUAUUACUCAUGCUAUAAAUAUAUGCUCAUAUUGUAUAUAAAAAUAAAUCUGUUUUCUCUUUCAUAAUUUAGCUGAAAAACAGUGUCCUCAAUGUCAGCAGAUUGAUAUUUUUUCUGUCGAGUUACAGCAACCAUCAUUAUCGAAAGUAGAGAAUUUCUUUGCUCCAUUGAAUGAAUCAUUGGAAUCAUUACACAAAAUAUGUGGUUUUCAGAAUAAUCAAAUGAAAAUUAUGAUACAACGCUUUCAUGAAAUCGACAAAAAAUACGAAACAUUGAAGUCCCACUACUAUAGCCUAACUCAAAACAUGAAAAUGGUGAGAGAUAAAUAUAUUAAACUGAAAAUGGAAAAUACUGAACAGAAAAAGAAAUUAAUGUCUUUCGAGAUGCAAAAUAGGACUUUAAACUCUUUAAGUGAUGUAUCUACACCAAUAAAAUCUGGCAACAACAGAAGUUCAAAAAUGAGACCUGCAUCAAAUUCAUAUUUUUCGUGUGGGGCGAAUAUGUCGAGUCAAUCAUUUGAUGUGAGAAAGGGAAAUGCAAUGUUCGAAGGUUUUCGUAUUCCUUAUCCUCAUAUAGUACGAUCAGUUGGUUCUCGUGGAACUUCGGAUACCAACUCUACUUACCUUUAGAUUUUGGACAGAAUUAGAACAAUAUUUUAAUUUAUCUAUACAUAAUAAAAAAUGGUAACUGUAUCCCUCUCCUUAAGUCAUUAAAAAUGUAUAAUAAAAUGCGUAUAAU